Molecule: messenger RNA, 1421 nt
Organism: Durotheca rogersii
Lineage: Eukaryota; Fungi; Ascomycota; Sordariomycetes; Xylariales; Xylariaceae
Exons: 5
Coding region: 502-1197 (231 amino acids)
Biological process (GO): proteasome regulatory particle assembly
Cellular component (GO): cytoplasm; nucleus
Molecular function (GO): protein binding
Source: RefSeq, a predicted model, not a curated record
GGCUUCUGAGAUGGAAGGGCACCUGGGGUUAGGAAUGCGUCAGCAUGGAAAGACGGUAGCUUGGAUCCUGCCGGUAGCCGCCUCAACGCGAUGCAUAAUUUAAUGCUGUACGACUUAGCGUAUUGUAUUUGCGGGAUGAAGUACUUUUGUAGGCUGAAGGGGUUGGGAUGAAUUACGAUGAGACACCUAUACUCAUACCAGGCACCUCUAUAGUAAUGUGUGGGCGAUGUAACCAUGUAUAGGGGAUAAGGCGAGAGUUAGGUGAUGGCAUUGCCUCUAUGAAAGCCCGGUACUGUGCUGUACUCGUCCGCCUAACCAGCACCUAAAUCAAGUACCUAACCUCCUGAUAGUGUGCUAAAUCAAGGCAUGUACCUGAUCCUAGGUACAUACAGGCAGGUCCGGCUACGUGGGUGGGUGUGCUCCCAGGGCACCUGAGGUAAUCUGUAAAACCCCACCAACUGCCGGUCGCAUAGUACGACUACAGAGGGCCCUCUAUCGAGAAUGGACAAUAUCCAUGCACCCACGGUCCCUGCGGGGCCCUCAUCGCGCCCGCUGGCGAACGGCAACGCAAAGCACCUCUCCUUCGCCGAACUUCAGGUUAAAAAAGAGAGCUUAGAAGCUGAGCUGAAGGCGCUGGGUGGUGUCCUCGACUCGCACGGCGUCAACAUGGCAACACCUUUGAUCACACCGGAUGGGUUUCCUAGGGCCGACAUUGACGUCGCGCAAAUCCGCACCACCCGAGCACGCAUCAUCCACCUCAAGAACGACUACAAAGAUAUUAUGAACACCAUAGAGAAGCACCUCCACGAACACUUCGCGAGUAUCCAAGACACCGAAGAGGCAGCGCCCGCGUCCACGUCAACCGGUCGCGCAGAAAAUCUAUUGGGUGACUCGAUUCCGGCGACUCUAGAAGAGCCCUUCGCAAAGGUCAACAGCGUUGCUGCAGGGAGCCCUGCAGAGGUGGCCGGCCUCAAACCUGGGGACGAGAUUCAAAAUUUCGGAUAUGUGAAUAAGGCCAACCACGACGACCUGAAGAAGGUGGCAGAGUGUGUGCAAGGAAAUGAAAACGAGACUAUACUCGUCAAAGUGUCCCGCCGAGUUGAGUCAAGUCGGCGACAGGAGCUACAGCUCAACCUAGUACCCCGACGCUCUUGGGGAGGCCGAGGCCUAUUGGGGUGUCACAUCAUACCGCUAUGAAAGAAAGGCUGACAACCCAAGCGAUGUUGGGCGAUGCUCCUUUCUCUAUUCCGGCGGCGAUCUAUGCCCUCUCUUCUCUCGUGGCAGCAUAAGACAAGGUCAGAGCAGCUUCAGCUAGGCCAACGAGAUGUAUAACUAGGUAGUCAUGAAUGGCACAUGACUUCUUGUCGUAUCAUUACGAGGUUGGGCUGGACUGUGGGCGUGAUUAGGACUCCUAAGCAGAU